AUGGCUUCAAAUUUAGAAGAAGAACUGUCCUGCCCCGUUUGUCGGGACAUCUUCAGAGACCCGGUCCUCCUGUCCUGCAGCCACAGCUUCUGCAGGGCCUGUCUGAACAGGUGGUGGACGCAGAAACAGGUCCGGAAGUGUCCGGUCUGCAACUGCGACUCCGACCGCAAGGAGCCCACGUGCAACCUGGUGCUGAAGAACACGUGCGAGGCUUUCCUCCUGGAGCGUGAAGAUGUCUGCCAGCUGCACUCAGAGAAACUGAAGCUGUUCUGCUUGGACCACCAGCAGCCGGUGUGUCUCAUCUGCAGGGACUCCCAGCAGCACAGCGGCCACGUCUUCCGCCCCGCAGCCGAGGUGGCGCAGGACCGCAGGGAGGCGCUGCGGAAGUCCAUCAUGCCCCUCCAGGAGAAACUCAAGCUUUUCACAAAAGUCAAGGAAGACUUGGACCUGACUGCCCAACACAUUCACUCCCAGGCCCGACUCACGGAGGCCAGGAUUCGGAAGGAGUUCAGGAUGCUGCAGCGGGUUUUGCGUGAUGAAGAGGAGGUCAGGGUGGCUGCGGUGAAGGAGGAAGAGGAGCAGAAGAGUCUGAAGGUGAACGAGAAGAUUAAGGUUCUGGACGGAGUAAUGUCUGCUCUGUACGACACCAUCAAAUCUGCAGAAAGGGCGCUGAGAUGUAAAGAUGCUGCGUUCCUGCAGAGCUCCAGCGCUGCAGGAGCGGAGCAGCAGCGCCCCCUGCCGGAGCUGCCCCCGCCGGCUGCAGGCGCACUAAUGGAUGUGGCCAAACACCUGGGCAACCUGCGCUUUAACGCCUGGAAGAAGGUCAAACACAUGGUGUCCCGUACGCCAGUGGUUUUGGACCCAAACACGGCCGGACCGGGACUGAUCAUCUGCGAGGAUCUCGCUGCAGUGAGGCGGGGAAGCAGACAGAAACUUCCCGGGAAUCCCGAGAGGUUUGAGUCGGAGGGGAUUGUUUCGGCCUCCAGGGGCCUCACUGCGGGGGUCCACUUCUGGACCGUGGAGGUGGCAGACUGCAGCAGCUGGUUCGUUGGCGUUGCAGAAGAAUCGUUCAAAAGGAAGAAACCGAUUCAGUUCAGGUCAGGAUUGUGGGCUGUUUGUUUUUCCAAAGAAAAAUAUUCCUAUUUCUCCUCAGGAGCGCCCGCCAGCUUCCACGUUACAGGAAAACUGCAGGCCAUCCGGAUCCAUCUGGACCUGGAUAGGGGAAAACUGUCCUUUACCGACCCCAAAACCCUCAAGCACAUCUGCACCUUCUCACACAGCUGGUCUGAGAAAAUGUUUCCCAUUUUUUACGUGGGAGGCGUCAAACCAAUGAAGAUAUUACCGUCAGAGGGCGGCGGGCCGGAGGACGAGGACAAGGAGUAGGACGCCAUCAUGGAUGAGAAAAGGCCGAUAUCACUUCUUCUACCAAGAAUCAUAUUGUUGUUACGUUGACUAAAUAAUACAUAUGGCUGAAAAUGUUUCCCUAAGAAGAGGACUGACAGCUUGAAGCAGCUUUGCUGCGUUGUUUGCAUUUAGUUAUUUGCCUUUUUUAUCAUUUCAAUUAAAAAAAAGAAAUAAAAAUAUUUAGAAACAUCUAAAAAUGUCUUUUCUGUGUUAGUUAUGACAUAUGGAGCAGUUAUGAGUUUGGCUUUGCAGCUUGAAGGUCUUGGGUUCAAAUCUUUCUGUAUGUGAUGAUGGAUCAUCAUUUUAUAACUGAAAUGGGGGAUUAAAACGUUGGCAGCAGACGUUUCCUACAGCAAAUCAACAACAAUCCAGAUUUAUCAAUUUAAAAAAAAAAGAUUUUUUCUCUUGAUUUCUAAUUUCUCAUAAAAUA
Messenger RNA from Poeciliopsis prolifica (blackstripe livebearer), 1834 nucleotides. RefSeq names its product E3 ubiquitin-protein ligase TRIM35-like. The transcript has 2 exons. Gene Ontology annotation, molecular function: zinc ion binding; protein binding. The record is from RefSeq and is a predicted model, not a curated record. Lineage: Eukaryota; Metazoa; Chordata; Actinopteri; Cyprinodontiformes; Poeciliidae. The coding region runs from base 1 to 1383 and encodes 460 amino acids.